Molecule: messenger RNA, 1273 nt
Organism: Asparagus officinalis (garden asparagus)
Lineage: Eukaryota; Viridiplantae; Streptophyta; Magnoliopsida; Asparagales; Asparagaceae
Product: auxin-responsive protein IAA18-like
Exons: 6
Coding region: 390-1070 (226 amino acids)
Biological process (GO): regulation of DNA-templated transcription
Cellular component (GO): nucleus
Molecular function (GO): protein binding
Source: RefSeq, a predicted model, not a curated record
AGAGCAACAGAUGCAGAGAGAGAGAGAGAGAGAGAGCAGAGCACUGAACCCAAAACAAAUCUCUCUCAUUUGCUUUGAAAACAGUGCAAGCCUGAACCUGUCCACUACAGUAAUAUUUUGCGUGAGUGGAUGCUCUGUUUUCCCUUUUCCAACCGCUGGAAUCUCCUCUUCCUCCCCUGUUCCCAGUUCCAUUUUUUAUCAUAAAUCUCUGCAGCAAAAAUAAGUUAAAAUGGCAAUCAAAACAAUUUGAAGCAAACCCAUUUCAAAUUAGCCCUUUUCCUCACUUGGGUCUGAUUCUUUUGCUGAGGUUGAGCGCUGAAACCCAUUGUAAAAGGCCUUCCCCUUUGCCCUGUUUCUUGUGACCGCCAUUGAUUCAAGCAAAAGAGAAAAUGGAUGAGAAGAAGCUUGAGCUUAGGCUGGGCCCACCUGGAGAUGAUGAAUACCCAGCAAAAACCUGUGUUGGUGCAAAGAGAGGUUUUUUUGCUACAGUUGAGCCCAAUACUGGAAGUAUUCUACCACCACAUGCUACUGAAAAUGCCGCUGAAGGCCAGAGAAGCUCUCGGACUAGAACCGCUACCGCUCCUGUAGUUGGUUGGCCUCCCAUUCGAUCCUUUAGAAAGAACCUUGCAAGUUCUUCUUCUAAAUCAAACCUCGAAACCCCUGACGAGAGCUUGAAGAAGACAGCAAAGCCUGAAACUAACAAGGGCUUAUUUGUGAAAAUUAAUAUGGAUGGAAUCCCCAUUGGAAGAAAAAUUGACCUUAAGGCUUACAAUAGCUAUGAUAAGCUUUCACUAGCUGUUGAUGAACUGUUUCGUGGUCUUCUUGCAGCCCAAAGAGACCCUAUUGCUACUGGCAGUCUUGAGAAAGAACAAGCAAUCACAGGUUUAUUAGAUGGGAGUGGUGAGUUUACUUUGGUGUAUGAAGAUGAUGAAGGAGAUCGAAUGUUAGUUGGAGAUGUUCCUUGGGAGAUGUUUGUUUCAACUGCUAGGAGAUUGAGAGUGUUGAAGAGCUCUGAGCUUUCUACAUUGCGAUCGGGAAUAAUCAACAAGAAGAGAACGGCGGAGUGUUGAGUUUACAUUGGAAUGAAGAACUUGUGACCUACAUCUUUUAAACUUUUGGCACUAGGAUUUUGUAUGUAGAAUUUUCCUCACUUUUAAUGGGUGAGUUUAGCUAUUAUGUACUAAUUAUCCUUUCAUGUUUUGGGUUUGUACAAACCAAAAUCUAUGGAAAAUAUUGGUAAACAGGUGGGAACUUGUUUGGAACUUGCUAUUUA